ACAACGAUUAUUUUUCUUUUCUUUAUGACAAAUAAAUUAAAAGAUAUGACAUACGAUAACCUGUUAAACCACUGCAAAUCUUUGCAACUAUUUUUAACAGAUGGUAAUUCAGCCGAUAUUAACGGACCUGAAAUGGCAGAUGAACUCAGAGUUAUAAUACCAAUGGUUGAAUCUAACUUGUCUCCGAUUGAACUUUUAAAGUUUAUAAUUAAUAUUGGAUCAUUUACACCAAAUGUAUCAAUUGCUCUGCGUAUACUUUUAGCUUUACCCGUAACCGUUGCAAGUGGUGAAAGGAGCUUUUCUAAGCAUAAGCUAAUAAAGACCUACCUACGCUCAACAAUGACAAAUGAUCGUCUUAGUGGACUGGCUAUGAUAGCUAUCGAGCACCAAUUUUGUCAAGAAUUAGACAUUGAAGAAAUUAUAAAGGAUUUCUCGAACGCAAAGGCAAGAAAAGUGUUUCAUUAAUAGAAUUCAUAUAAAAUUAUG
Sipha flava (yellow sugarcane aphid) is the source of this 486-nucleotide messenger RNA. RefSeq lists its product as uncharacterized. Gene Ontology annotation, molecular function: protein dimerization activity. The transcript has a single exon. Bases 25 to 465 code for a protein of 146 amino acids. The record is from RefSeq and is a predicted model, not a curated record. NCBI's taxonomy places the organism in Eukaryota, Metazoa, Arthropoda, Insecta, Hemiptera, Aphididae.